AUGUCGCUUCGUCGAGCACCUACGCGACGCGGCCCCAACCCUGGGGUUGCCGCCAAGCCGAAGAAGGGCUAUGAGAAUGUUGAGCAGGGAGUAACACAGCUUUAUCCCGAGCCUAAAUCGACCAGGAAGACGGACAUGGAUAUUGUUUUUGUGCCGGGUUUGGGCGCACACCCUGUGUUGAGUUUUAAGUCCACCACCACCGACUUCAACUGGAUGAAAGAGGAUGGCAUUUGUCGCGAUUUCCCCAAUGCCCGCAUCCUUCUCUAUCAAUCUGAAUCUUCAUGGACGGGCACCAUCAAGGUGAAGCAGUUUCUGAGCAACCUCGCACAGACUCUGCUUGAAGGAUUGAAGAUGCUCAGAGAGGGAGAGAAUGCAAACUUUAUGAGGCCCAUCACAUUCAUCGGACAUUCAAUGGGAGGACUCGUUAUCGCAAAGGCCAUCUGUAUCGCCGAAGCUCGACAAGACCUUUUCCCUGGUAUGUUCGCAGACAUAGCCGGUUGCGCCUUUUUCGGAACCCCAUUCCGUGGAGCUGAAGCUGCCUCGCUGGCUUGUAUGCUUUCAUCCGUCGGAAAGAAGACGGGCGCUGCAACGGCCUCCAAGCUCCUCGAGUUGAUGAGACCCGAUGAUGAAGGUCUUAACGAGCUCAGGAAGGAGUUCGUUCGACUAGCUAUCAAGAUCAGCCCCAAGAUAGAGAUGCAAGGAUUCUGGGAAGAACAUCCUACCACCAUCAAAGAUCUGAACGGCAUGCCCCAGUUUCUUUCAGCCCUGAACAUCCCCUUGCCCAAGAGGUAUGCAGAAUUCGUCACCCGGGAGUCGGCUAUCGUGGAGGGCGUGAUGGAGUCGAUGGGCCUGGCUGCCAACCAUCGCGACUUGGUCAAGUUUGAUAGCUCGAAAGAUGAAAGAUACACGUUAGUGCGAGGUCCUUUGAAACGACUGAUCAACGGAUCACGCCUGAGAGUCAAGAACCGACACAAAUCAACACGAGGCGAUGCUCAAGAGUCCUUUGACAAGGCUCGAAAGACUUUCGAAGGCGCACAACCGCAUAAACAGAGAGACAUCAUCAAACAAAAUACUGCUACUUCGACGUGGUUUCCAAAAGAACCAGAGUUUCUGGGUUGGUUAGCGCCGCCUGACGAGAAGGAGAGCACUUCCCUCGUCAAGAAGCAAGAUUGUCUUUGGGUUCGCGGCCGCGAUGGACGUGGUAAGACCAGCGCUGCUCUAUCCGCAAUUGAGGAGAUCGAGAAAUGGGUGAAAGACGAUGAAGAAGAAGAGGACGCUACCGCAGAUAAGCCUAUUCAAGUCGCGUCGCGUGUCUACCUUGUCUACUUCUUUUGCGACAAAGCAUCGGACUAUGGUACUGCCGAGGAAAUGUUGAAGUCUCUGAUCUAUCAACUUAUCGAAAAGCAGAAACUAACAGCAGUACACACUAACUUCCUCCUCAAGAAGAAAGGCCGAGAAACUCAGCCCCUACUUACGGUUGAAAACUUAUGGCAAGUUCUACAGGAUAUCCUCGCAGAUGACGUUUUCGUUGGAACGAGGGUGUACUUUGUUGUCAACAAUCUUGAGGCUCUCUCACAAGAUGCUGUGUCUACAGCAACCCUCUUGAGUUUUCUCAGCUCGGAACUUGAGCAAGAUGGCAGCGGGAGACGCUCGAUGGUGCGAUGGAUGUUCACCAGCGGCCAGUCCUGGGAAAUCGACCAAGCGCUACGGAAGCCAUUGGUUCGUCUAGUCGAUCUUGAGGACGAGAAGUACGGCGAUCAAGUCCAACUGGAGCUACGCAAGCAUGCGCAGACCAAGGUCCUGGAACUCAAGGCGCACAAGAACUACAGCAGAGCUCUUGCGUACUUCGCUAGCAGUGUGAUCGGCCAGCGCGCCCAGAACACGCAGUGGAUCGACAUCACCUGCGAUCACCUCGAGGAGCUUCCCCGGCACGAGAACGACCUCCAAGUCCGUCGUCUUCUCGAAGUUGUACCUCAAGACCUCGAUGCUCUGCUCAACGCUGCCUGGCAGUCUGUGUUUGAGAACAACCGAUCCAAGACCGGCGAGAUCAAGGAAAUGCUGCGAGUGCUGGUUCUCACCUACCAAGACCCCACUGAGACGGAGCUUCGUCUUCUUGCUGGCCUUGAUGCACCUACCCCCGAGCAGGAAUCUGAGUUGCACGAUCUUAUCUUGAAGUGUAGGCCACUGAUCGUACUGAAAGGGGAUGGCAACAGCUCAGAAUCAACUGUUUGUUUUGCUGAAGCAGUCGUGAAAACACACCUUCUCGAAAAUGCUCACAAGUUGCUGGGUCUCACAGGCGAAGAUAUCAAACUACAGCAUGGUAUUCUGGGAUUCCGUGCUUUCAGUCACGUUUUGGAAAUGUUUGACUUCCCACUUGAUGCAGUUCCUGAGACGCAGGUGGAUGAGGCGGGUGGAAAUGCCGAACCAGUGGAAGGGAAUGUCGCUGGAGGAGAAGACGACAAUGAUGAGCAAAAGAAUAACAGCGACCAGCAGGCAAUCGAAAAUAAUGAUGACGACGCCGCUUCUAGCUCAUCUAGGGAGCCAAGUAACAAUGGAGAGGCAGAAGAAGAGGAAGAAGAUGACGAUGGGGUGGAUCAAGUUGAAGAACAGGAAGAAGACGAGGACCCCGAAGCCGCAUACCUGAAGAACAUAGCUGAGGCAUAUGCUGUGAAGCAUUGGCUUUCUCAUGCCAGCCAGGCUACGGCGGACAUUGCUGAAGCCCUUAGCUUGGAAGAAAAGUUUUGGGAGGGAGGCUCCAUCCUACGGCGCCGCUGGCUUACAGAGCACAAUCGUCUCACAGACUCCUUCAAAUACUAUAGUCGCUCUGAGCUUACUGGACUUCAUAUCGCUGCUGCGAUCGGAUUCAGAGAACUUGUCUCGGCUCUCAUGGAUAACGGAUAUGAUGACGACAAGUCUUCAUUCGACUCUGACUGGUCUACGCCGCUCCAUUUCGCCGCAGCGUAUGGCAAUGUAGAUAUUGUGGAGGAACUGCUCGACAGAGGUUCCCAAAUUGACGAAGGUGUUCAAGACAACUACAUAACUCCACUGCAUAGAGCAGCGGCAGAGGGUCAUGUAAAGGUCAUGGCUAAGCUUUUGCAACGGGGGCCAGAUCCAAACGCUAACUGUCUCACAUACGGCGGUGUGAUAUGUGCCGCUAUCCAGUCAGGAAACUGUGACGCUGUAAAGCUUUUGGUUACUCAUAACGUUUCCCUUGUCAGCUUGGCUGAAGACGAAGACGAGGAUAACGACGAAGAUGGAGGAAAGAAAGAUAAGGGCGACAAUGAGAAUGAAGACGAAGACGAUGAGGACGAGGAUGAUGAUGAUGAUGACGACGACGAUGACGGUGAUAGUGAAGACGAGGAUGAGGACGAGGAAGUUAUCACGUCCCCCCUGGCCUUAGCAGCCAUGAGAGCUGACCUGACGGUUUUCGAGUUCCUCAUCAAAGAGUACUCGGACAAACUGCCUCCCAAAGAGUUCGACAUUGCGCUUGUCAAGGCCGCGGAAUACGGUCGCAUGGAAGCAUUCACACGGCUCUUCCAUGAUUUCGAACACACUCAGCAGGCCAAACAGGAUGCCCUGGAUGAUGCCUCAUACGAAGGCCAAUGGGAAAUCGUUUCGUUGAUCCUUGACAAUUGUCCCGAUUUGAACUGCGACAAGUCGUUUCUGCAUACCGCAGAAGACGACGAGGAUGAUGACUCGAUUCGCAUACUGGAGGCAAUGUGGGAGUAUACAGGUGGAAGCAUCUCGCCCGAGGCAUUGGACAAGUCACUGUACGAAGCUACGGAUAAUGAGAGUGCAAGAACAAUUGAGCUGCUCUUGAGAUAUGGAGCUAGCGCCAACGCAACUGGCGAGGAAUAUGGAAACGCCCUGACAGCAGCCGCUUACGACGGCACCAUUGAUAUCAUUAAGAUGCUUCUUGACGCUGGUGCUGAUAUCAACUCCCCCGACGGUUGGGCUCUUCAACACGCUGCGGGAGAGGGACACGCCGAUGUGGUCAACCUUCUCCUAGAGCGAGGAGCCAACGUCAACGCCUGCUCAAGUCAUAACAACAUGCCGCAGGGAACAGCACUACAGGCGGCAGUUGAAUCCGGCCAGAGCGACAUCGUCGAUAUCCUACUCGAGCACGGGGCUGAUCCCAACCUCGGAGGAGGCGAAUUUACGCACCCCAUCAUCGCCGCGGCAAGCAAGGGUGAAGAGGCUAUCUUCAAAAGACUGCUUGACGCCAAGGUCGACGUGACCGUCACGGGCGGAGAAUACAUGUCGACUCCCCUGACCUACGCGGCGAUCUACCUGCCCACAGAUUCGAUCCGCCUUAUCCUCGAUGCUGGUGCCGACAUCAACCACCUUGACAACGAAGGAGACACAGCACUUAUAGUGACAGCGGGUCUCGGCGACCAUGAAACUGUGCGACUUCUCCUCGACUACGGUGCGGAUGUUCUGGUGCAGAACAACGAGGGGUUGAACGCAUUGUCAAAAUCCCUUGCAGCAGAUAGGCCUGUUUGUGUGAAGAUGUUGGUUGAGCAUGUUUCCGACUUGAUGGAGGCUAUGAGGGUUGCUAUUGAGUCUGGAGAUGCUGCUGUUACUGCAGUUGUUAGAAGUGUGCAGAACAAGAAGCAGGAGCUCAAUUACGACGACCCGGUGGUUCCAGAAGUACUAACAGAACCAGCACACGACGAGAGUAGGAGAAGCUCUGUCUAUGGACCGGUUCCUCCAGAGACCGAGGGCCACGUAUUCAACCCUGAACCAGUUGCUUACCAUCCCGAGAAGAUUGUCGUGGAUGACCAGCACAAUGCUCCCAGCCACGGCGUUACACUCCAGGAACCGAUAACCAGACCUUCCAUCACGCCAUCUGGACCCUCCGCCACCUCCGUCCACGACUUAUACAGCCCUGCCCAAGAAUUCCUCGACCACUCUCCCGACAUGCUAUCCAGGCGUCAGAGCGAGUUGUCUACACCUACCAGCGGACAACCCUCAGGUCCUAUCAGAAGGAAGCCCAUCUCAGGCGGAAAGCCUCCUCUGUACAGACCAUACCAGCCUAACGGAUCUGGAGAGAAUGUUCGACAUUCGAGUCCACCUGGGGCGUUGGCAAACGCGUUCCAGGCCUACCAGCCACUACAGUCGCAACCGCAGGCACAGCAAGAACCAGGUCCUUCGAUGUCGCCGCCGAGUCAUACUUCACCUGAGCCAGAAUUCGUUCCGUAUGCGCCUGGACCGACAAACUAUGCACAGCCUGAUUCGGAGGCACGACGGAAGUCAUCGCGGUCGUCAUUUAUGGGGAUGAAGGUUCCAUGGUCGGAUAAUCGUUUCGGCUAA
Molecule: messenger RNA, 5313 nt
Organism: Fusarium sp. VM40
Lineage: Eukaryota; Fungi; Ascomycota; Sordariomycetes; Hypocreales; Nectriaceae
Source: the annotation of a GenBank genome assembly